This is a messenger RNA of Drechmeria coniospora, 639 nucleotides long. RefSeq lists its product as uncharacterized. The transcript has a single exon. The coding region runs from base 1 to 639 and encodes 212 amino acids. NCBI's taxonomy places the organism in Eukaryota, Fungi, Ascomycota, Sordariomycetes, Hypocreales, Ophiocordycipitaceae. The record is from RefSeq and is a predicted model, not a curated record. Gene Ontology annotation, cellular component: extrinsic component of endoplasmic reticulum membrane; Vma12-Vma22 assembly complex. Gene Ontology annotation, biological process: vacuolar proton-transporting V-type ATPase complex assembly.
AUGUCGGGCGAGCAGCACACCAUCGACGAGCUCCUCCGUCGCUACCUGAAGCUUCUCGACGAGUAUACCCACCUGCGGCAAGAGCUGCAAGGGCUCCAGGCUGCUGUGUUCCAGCAACUCGCGCGGGCAAACUUCUCGGCAGAAAGAGGGCUGAGGUAUGGGAUGGAUCAAUACGACGCACGGAUGCAGGCGCAGAGAGUUCUGAGGAUCCAAGCGGGCGAUCAUGGCCCAACGAGCUUCUCGGUUGAGCUGCCUGCUUCACAGCCCGAAUGCGAGAAGACGCCUGGGCUCGAACACAAAUCAGAGGCGGCAGAAAUUGAUGAUUCAAGACCUGAAGAGUCGGACGAUGAUACGACGCCAAAGCAGCCGCCGCCCGGGUCCCAAGAUCCCCUCCGCUGGUUCGGCGUCCUUGUCCCGCAGCCGCUGCGCGCCGCUCAGAGCCUGUCGAUUGAGGCCGUGGAACGCGUCCUGCCGCGACUGGCUUCCAUCGAGGCCGAAUUGCUGGCCGUGGAGAUUGAGGUGAAGAGGGCGAGGAAGCGGAGGGCCAAGGCGGCGGCCGCCGCGGAAAGGAGCAAGCUCGAGCAUGAUAGCUCAGAGGCUAGGAGGACCAGGUUCACGGAGACGGUUGAUGCAAGAUGA